GCGGAAAAAGAAGUCAAUCAUCUGUUCAACAAUUUCACUUCUCUAUCUGAGCUAAAUAUAUUCAGUCCAAAUUUCAAAUGGAAAUAAUUGGGUAUAGUUGUAUGAUUAUUUUAUAAACAUGGCAUACAUUAUGCUUCAAGUCAUCUCAAUCUUCUAUCUCAUUUUCUUUCUGUUUGAUACUUUUUUAAGCAGUGCUUCAUAGUUCUCGAGACGGGUUCAUAAAUUCUUGGUUUCCAACUCUUAGUAGAAAAGAGUCCAAAGGCAUUAGGGGAGCAGUGAAGCGUGAAAUGGGUACUGGACGGAUGGCUUUUAUGAUGGUGCUCGUGGGAGUUUUUGUACUUCAUGGAUUAGCUAUAUAUUUAUUCACAAAAGGCUUUCUUCUCACCCGCACAGAGCUUUCGCAAUACAGCCAGUGCUCUGAUAUCCACAAUUCUCCCUGCUUUCAACCUCCUUCAUCUUUUAUCAAUCAAAAGAAAGAAGAACAUGAAGAAACGGCCAAACAUUCUCCCCAUGUUAAUAAUCAAAGCCAAAGUUGUUGGACCAAGCAAUCUGUUGACCGCCUUGUCAUCAUCGUUCUUGAUGCUCUCAGGUUUGACUUUGUUGCUCCCAGCACAUUUUUUCAGGAGAAGAAACCAUGGAUGGACAAAUUACAUGUAUUGCAUAAGCUCGCCACUCGGCCUGGAUCAUCUGCUAGGAUCUUCAAAGCUAUAGCAGAUCCACCUACUACCAGUUUGCAGCGUCUAAAAGGCUUGACAACGGGUGGACUUCCUACUUUUAUUGAUGUGGGAAAUAGCUUUGGUGCUCCUGCAAUUAUUGAGGAUAAUUUGAUAUAUCAGAUGGUUCAUAAUGAAAAGCGAGUGUUGAUGAUGGGAGAUGACACUUGGUUGCAGUUGUUUCCUAAACAUUUUAACAGAUCGUAUCCGUUCCCUUCCUUCAAUGUCAAAGAUCUUCAUACGGUUGACAAUGGAUGCAUCGAGCACCUAUUUCCAUCUUUGCACAAAAAUGAUUGGGAUGUGCUUAUUGCACAUUUUCUUGGAGUGGAUCACGCUGGACAUAUAUCAGGUGUUUAUUCUGCUCAAAUGAUAGAGAAGUUGGAACAAUACAAUGGGAUUCUGGAGAAAAUAGUAGAUGUGCUGGAGGGCCAGAGUGGACCAGGAGGGUUACAUGAAAACACUUUGCUUCUUGUGAUGGGUGAUCAUGGGCAAACUGUCAAUGGUGAUCAUGGUGGGGGGACUGCUGAAGAGGUUGAGACAUCACUUUUUGCCAUGAGUUUUAAGAAGCCUCCAUCUCCUUUACCAGUGGAAUCCGGCCCUUCAUCUUGCAAUGUUGACUUGGAUGGAAACAAGAUGUGCAUUAGCUCCAUCCAACAGCUUGACUUCGCAGUUACAUUGUCAGCUCUUCUUGGUGUUCCCUAUCCAUUUGGAAGCAUUGGACAAGUUAAUGCUGAACUCUAUGCAUUAGCAGCUGGCACUUGGAAUUUAGAGACUUUUGGCAAUGGUAAUGGUAAUGGUCAAAAUCAAUUGGAGAGGUGGAUGCAAAAUUAUGUCAACGCACUUUGCAUCAAUGCAUGGCAGGUUAAGAAUUAUAUUGAUGUGUAUUCAGACUCAUCACUUAUUGGGUUUUCAGACAAAGAUCUGUCACAUACUACUGACCUUUAUGAUCUGGCACAAGAGAUGUGGUCACAUACCAAAGAUGCUCUGGUGCAAUGUCAAAAUGGGAAUAGCUCUACAUCAUUACCAAUACUGAAGAAGCAAAUUUAUGCUUAUUCUAACCUUUUGGAUAGUAUUAAAACUCUUGCUCGAUCAAAAUGGACAGAGUUUAAUUUAACGGUGAUGGGUGCUGGUUUUGCCUUGAUGUUGCUUUCUCUUCUUUUCCAUGUUAUCUUCAUCAAGAAGUUGGACAAGUCAUAUGGAUUGCAUUUUCCUUACUGUGGCAAAUUUUUGAUAUCUUUGGAGGUUCCUUUUGCUUAUAUUACAGUCUUGAUCCGGGCAUUUAGCUUUCUCUCGAACAGUUUCAUUUUGGAAGAAGGAAAAGUCGCUAUUUUUCUUUUAGCAACAACUGGAACUAUUCAGUUACGCCGAGCAAUAGCUGCAAAUAAAUUGCAAUCAGAAGCUCUAGUUUUUCUUGUCCUGGUCCCCUUCCUCAGAUUUGGAAUCGAAAUAGGACAGUCAAAGCAAGCAGUCAAUUCUUUAUUUUUAAAAACAUUUCCUUCAUGGACUCUAGCAGUAGAAAAAGAUUCUGUGUUCUGGAUUUAUGGGGCUGAUCUCUUACCAAUAGUAGCUCUUAUGCUUCUAGCAUUUAUGGUGCACAAGAGCGCAUCUCAAGGCAUCUCGAAGUAUAUUGUUGCAGGAACUAUAUGCAGCUAUGUUCUAACAGCCUUAAUUUGGAUUACAGAUAGUAACAUGUUUGGUUUAAGUGUUAUAAUUGACAGCGGUAAAGCAAAUUGGAUUUCUCGAAUAAUAUAUCUAUUAGGUAUUAUGCAAAUUCUAUUAUUGGCAAUCAGCCGAUUUUCUAGUAAACAAGGAACUUCAGACCGGGAUAGAUGCAAAAUUGAUGCGUUGUCUAUGUUAUUCGCUUGGAGUUCAAUCAUCAUCAUUCUGUCAGGAAAACAAGGGCCUUUGGUUGCUUUAGUAGCUGUGGUUGAAGGUUGGUGCAUACUGAGGCUAGCGAGAUUAGAGCAGGGAGAUCUGGGUUCAACAUCGCGUUGUCUUCCAGUGAUCCAAUGGAGCCUAUUAGCUGCAUGCCUCUUUUUCUGUACUGGUCACUGGUGUACAUUUGAUGGUCUCCGUUAUCCUGCGGCUUUUAUUGGGUUUGAUGAAUUCAACCUUGUUCGUCAAGCUGUUCUUCUGACUAUUGAUACAUUCGGCUUUUCUCACAUUCUUCCGAUUAUUGGACUUCCGUUUCUUGUUGCCUACCAAAUUCCUGUGAAGAAUACCAAUCAAUUUUUUUACACGGACUUGUUACAAGUAUACUUAAUGUAUGGACUUGCUAUGGCUACAACUGCAACCCUCACUAUCUUAUCUGCCACAAUACAGAGACGGCAUUUGAUGGUGUGGGGAUUAUUUGCUCCAAAAUUUGUUUUCGAUGCAGUUGGUCUUCUUCUGAAUGACUUCCUAAUAUGCCUAACAUCACUCUACUAUUUGUCUAACUGAACACCGACUUAACAAAAUCUACUUGGAGGCAGAAGUGUUUGAAUGGCAGCAAAUUUUCAUGUUACUCUUCUUGGCUUGGGAGUCUAGAUUCCCCGUCCAUUUGAUGCUUGCCUUUUUGUGCUGCUGAUUGGUUAUCAGUUGGAUUGAGGAUUAGAUGGAUACAAUACAGAAGAAUCUCACCCUGAAGCCUAUCUUCGUCUGUGAACUUCAAGUUCAACUAAGUUCAACCUCACUGCGUUACAUCUGCAGUCAACUAAUGCUUUCAUUUGUCAUUGUGCAACUUUCUGUAUCUUUGAGCUUCGGAAAACUUUUUCUCGAAUUGCUCAUCCUCAUUAAGCUCACGAGGAACAUACUUUUAUAAAAUCUCUUGCACCCAUUGUCACAAAUUAAUGCCAGAAAUUAAAGCCUUAGAACACAACACUUUUAUGAUUAGAGCCCGUUUGGUAACACUUAAUUGGAUUAUUAUAUACUAGGUUGAAAUUCGUAAUGAAUAUGCUUAAUUAUGAAAAAUAUGUAGUAUUAAAUAAUUUUCAUUAUUAACAUAAAGAACAAAUUAUAUGAAAAAUAGAAAAGUACUCGUCUUCAGCAAUUUCAAUCCAUUCGAAAAGUAAUUACUCGAUUAUUACACA
Molecule: messenger RNA, 3781 nt
Organism: Cuscuta epithymum
Lineage: Eukaryota; Viridiplantae; Streptophyta; Magnoliopsida; Solanales; Convolvulaceae
Source: the annotation of a GenBank genome assembly